ACUGAGCGAAAUCGGCAUCUUGGACGUUUCGGGGUCUGCAUGAGGCCGCUUUCGAUAGCAUCAGCCCUUGAACGACAUGUAGUCUACAUAUUCUUAGAGAUCUUCAACACCACGCUUGGAUUACCCGAAGCAGCAUUUCAAAAACAAAGCGAUGGAAGAAACCCAGCCAGAAUGGGAUUGUUGCCAAGUUUGCCCAUUGCUACGAUCUCCAUUCCCCUGAUAUUUUUGUACUUCUGAUGUUGGGUGGCUGAACUAACAGUCGGAUCCGGCGGGAA
Fusarium oxysporum Fo47 is the source of this 275-nucleotide messenger RNA. RefSeq lists its product as uncharacterized. The record is from RefSeq and is a predicted model, not a curated record. The transcript has a single exon. The coding region runs from base 40 to 237 and encodes 65 amino acids. NCBI's taxonomy places the organism in Eukaryota, Fungi, Ascomycota, Sordariomycetes, Hypocreales, Nectriaceae.